This is a messenger RNA of Durusdinium trenchii, 4335 nucleotides long. The record is from the annotation of a GenBank genome assembly. NCBI's taxonomy places the organism in Eukaryota, Dinophyceae, Suessiales, Symbiodiniaceae.
AUGUGCCUCCGCUGCCGGCGGGAUCUAAUCUACUUCCUCUUCCUCGUGGAGCGCAAGGGGAGCCUGGUGGUGGCUUUGGAACAGGUGCAGCUGCUCUACUUCAUCAGGCCAGAGAAGCUUUUGGGAAUGCCUUGGGGAGUGGAAUCCAUGCCCAACUACCGGUCCUUCCAGAACGUGGAGAUCUCGGCGGUCCUCAUGAUGGUGGUGCUCUACCCGCAGGUCAAGUCCAAGUUCAAGGGGCACUACAAGCGGGACAAGGUCAACGACCAGGAGCUGGACCACAUGGAGAACCAGUUCAGGGUGUUGGCGGACAACCUGUUGAUGGUGGCAGUGGGCAACCCGCUGGACAAGGACAUCAUCUUCAAGGGGGACAAGGCCUACAACCGGGCGCUGGCACACAACUUAUGUCAACAUAAAAACAAGGAGGCGAACGACGUCGAGCCGGAGAAGCAGGUGAAGGAGGAUGACAACACUCCCGCUGGUGACUCUGGAGGCACUACGGCGUCAGCUGAGUUGGGUGGCUUGGUUGGGCAGGCCGCAGCGUUGUUGAAGUCGCUGCACUCCGUGACGUUGAAGGCGAUCAACGUGAAGUCGCUGGACAUGGGCACUGGGGCGGCGUUGGGUGAGUCUCUGGGUGACCAAGGAGAGCGCCAAGAAGAUGAGGAGCAGCCAAGUGGGGGGGGUGUCCAGCCGGACUCACAGGGGCCCACCGAAGGCGCUGUGGGUGACCCUGCGGCCGAACUCGGUGAAGAGGCGCAGGAGGAGGAGGAGCAGGACAUCUUGAACCCGGACAUGGACUACGACGAGGCGGUUCAGCCUAAUAUGGAGGCGGAGGAACUACGACCGCUUCCUGAUGCAGGUCCUGAAGUUGCACUUCAACUGGAGGAGGAACCACAGUCCACCACGGGCUUCGAAUCCUACAACGGGGGGGGCUUCUUCGCCUUUGUCAACUUCGCGCAAAGCUACAUCAGGCGCUUUGUUCACUUUCAGGCUCCAGAAGGGGGAACGCGCGAGACGGAGGUCGUGGCGGAGGUGACGGAGGUCGUGACGGAGGCGAAGAAAAAGGCGAAGAUGGUGGACGCGGUGACCAAAGUGGCGAAGCUGGCACUUUGCAUGGCUGGUUGUGGCCGCGAAUGGUUGGGUCAAGACGAACCAGAAGAGGUGCACUACACAACCUCGCAAGUGACCCAGGCAGCGAUGGACGAGGGCACGUAUGACGUGACGAGGCCGCCCAUCUUGGUCACCAGCGAUGGCUUGAGGGUACUACGCCCUGAAGAGGUGGACACGGAGACACAAACCAUCCGCCUCAUCCCGAAUGCCAGGUUUUUGGAGGGGGCAUCGGCAGCGAAAGCACCACCGGUGAAGCAACCACCGGUGCCUACGCAACGGGGCUAUGGAAGUGGGGCUUCAUCAAGUGCAUCUUCGAGACCAAGUCAGGCGGCAGCGCGGGGGCAAGCGGCGCUGACAGCUUCGAAGGCAGCGGGAUCCUUCAUGCAAGGGGUCUCCAAAUCGGGCUCCGUGGCGACAGGGGGUCCAAUGGCUCCACCUACAAUGGAGAGGCGACAACAAGCUGCCACAGAUCGGCCUUGGAACAGGCCAGGCAAGGCUCCACCGACCAUGCUGAUGAGGCCUACUGGCGGCAUGAUGGAUGACCAGGUGGAGUUUCAGGAUUCCGUCUUUUGGACUCCGCAGGUGUUGGACGCCGUGCAGGAUGUCAUCGAGGAAGAGGCUCUCUUCUACAAGCCGGUCCACAAGAGCGACAAGUGGGACUACAUCGACAUGGAUGGCGUUCGCUGGCUCAUCAGGGUCACGCUGGCUUGGAAAGGCCAGGAGUGGCAUCGGCGCGUGCUGAUCGACAGCGACUGGCGGCGAAGUGAGAUCACAGGACCAGCGAUGUCAAACUGUCCCUAUCUGGUGACCUGCCCAGACAUCACCUUCACGCUAUUCAUGCAGGCCGGCCAAAUCUCAGUCAAACAUCAUCAUGUGGAAGACGAUUUUUCACAAGCUGCUGCGGGUCUUGCCUUGCGACUCAAUGCAUUGCUUCUUGGGUUGACUUUCUGGCUUCUCGGGAAGCUUCACGUGAUGGCAGCUCUUCGCUACUUGCCAUAUCCUGUAGUGGCUGGUUUUCUUGCAAUGAUUGGUGCUGCUGUGGUGAAGGGGGCCUUUAUCAUUCUUUUAAGCGACCCCGAUAAUGAAUCCAGGUAUUUUUCGACAGUGGUCUCAAUUGCCUUCGCAUCUUGUGUCUUGGGCCUGAAAUUGAAGGGCAUCAGAACCAGCUUCAGUGCACCCGUGCUGAUCCUUUCGCUUUUGGCAAUUUUUUAUGGAUGGGCAUUCUGCACUGGGAGAGCGCACCCUGAUCUUGCAAAGGAGGGCUGGAUUUCUCCACCAAGCGGACAUGAGGGUCAGCCGCUCCAAAUAUUUUCAGAUACAAUGCCGGAAUCUUGGUACGAAGGCUGCCGCCUCCUCUGGGCCGCCUGGCCGAGCUUCGCCUCCUUCCUUCUGGCUUUGGUUGCCAUCAUCAUGCGCGCACUGACAAUCAUUGCUAUUGAAUCAGCUUACGCUGACUCCCCCUAUAGCGUCGAUCACGAAAUGUCUUCUUUGGGCACUGCCACUCUUGUGGGCGGGGUCCUUGGGGGAGUGCCAAUGAAUGCAACGUCGGCCAUGACCGAUUUGAACAAGGAGGGUGUGAAAGGAGACAGCGUUACUGCCCGAUACACCGUGGCGAUCAUCACGCUCUUGCAUUUGGCAAUGUGGGGGUCAGGCUUUCCACUCGUGGACUACUUGCCGAGAUUCCUCCUGGGAGGCUUAUUGAUGCAGAUGGGCGGUGGGAUGUUGAUGGACUGGGCAGUCCUGGUGCAACGACGGCUUCAAUGGACUGGGCGUGCCGUGAUUUUGUUGAUGAUUAGCACCAGCUUGUUGAGCGACAUGACACACGGCAUUGUUGUGGGCACCUUCUUGGCUUUGGUCUCUGUGAUCUUCCGCUUUUCCAAAUUGGAGGUUCUGAAGUAUCAUGUCUGUGGUGUUCAUUUUCGCUCUGGCGAGUUGUACAGCAGUGCCCAGCGUGCGAUUUUGAAGAAGUACGGAGGUGAAACCGAGGUGGUGGGCCUCACAGGCUUUGUAUUUGAAGGUGUUGCCAUCUCCUUGGCCAUGUAUUUGAAAGAGGCCAUUCGACAUCCAGACGGAGAGAAGCCAAAGAUGCUUAUCAUCGAUUGUGCAGCUUGCCAGGGCAUCAAUGACUCGGCAAUGUCUCAUCUGGCCAAAGUAGCACAAGAUUGCCGAGAAAUUGGUGUGCAGUUGGUAUUCUGCAGUUUGAGCCCAUUUGACGAGGAGUUGCUCAGUAGCUGGGCACUGGAAGAUCAUGGCUGCCGAAUCAUGCCAUCUGUGACGGACGCCCUCAGUGAGGCUGAGAGGCAAAUCCUGCAAGAGAUGUCACACCCUGUGACUCCGGUGCGCAGGACUAUUGAUGAGCAUGCAAAAGUGAGAGCCCUCACUAGAUGGGUGGGCCAGGCAGUUGCACAGGACUUGCUGAGCACUGGAGCCUGGUAUGAAGUGAUUGCCGGGCAAGAAAUCACAUGCCAGGAUGAAGUCAUGACCACUGUCUUCCUGGCUGUGCCUGGGCUUUCAGACGUGCAGAUGGAGGUGCAGACGGGCACACAGAAUCGCCCGGCCAAGCUCCUGCGGACGUCCCAGGGUGCCAUCUGCCCGGCGGAGGCUUUGAUCGGAAGCCAUUGCCGAGGGAAGUGGAUCGCCGUUGCUAGCUCCUGUGGGCUGAUGAUCCCAGAGGUCCAAGCCUUGAACGAGGAGACCCGUGAGGCUUUGUUGACAUUGGGGCUUCACCAGCAGCUCUUAGAGUCGGACCAGCUCUCGGCGAUGUACACCUUGAGCAAGGGAGGUGGUUGGCGAGGGGUGACCUUUGAUGCCCGGACGAACAAGCGGCUUUCCAAAGCCUUCGGAAGCUUUGGACCUCGCAGACGGUCUAGCUACUCCAAGCGACAAAGCUACACCCGGGUGGGCAGCAAGCUGGACAAGCUUGAGGCUUCGAACGGCGUGGCCUCCAUGAGCAGGAAUCGCUUGACAACCGACGGAGCAGACGGCAAUAUUGAAGUGGCUGCGGUCCUAGACUUCCAACGCUUUGUCUCUGACUCUGGACGGCUCAGUGUGGAAUUUGAUGAAGAGGCCGCCAAAGAGCUAUCAGACGAGGAGCCGAAUCCUUCCAAUACCAACAUGAUGUUGAAUCGCUACUCAGUGGGUGCGAAUCUGGCUAACCUGAUGGGUAGAACUAGCGUAGGUGACUUGGAGUUCAAGCAUGAUGACUCCAAUGCUGACGAUUCGUAG